AUGUUGGACGACUUCUCGUUUACUCAUUCUAACGGACAGAACGUUUCCAUUGUUGUAUCAGGUUUCGAGGACAAGAACAUCUUUGUUAUCUCUAAUUUGGGAAAGGUUGGCCACGUAAUCGAUCUCUACUUUCCCCCAAGUGCCGUUCCGGUUCAAAGAAGUACAGACUUUGAAACCAGAAACAUUUUUGGACCUGAUACGGUAAACUCUUUUUGAUAGCAAGCCUUUUUAUAAUCCUACUGUAAUUCUGUGAUUUUUUUCGAUUAUUACAUUUGAUAACAUGAUGUGUUUAGGGUGUGUACGAUCUGUUCUUGAGUAGACUAGCCAGUUCAUUGUGUUUGUGUGGAUUCAAUCAGAAGCCGGUCCGCUUUUUGCUUGGACUAGACUGGCCAGAAGGCCAAGAUGUCGAGUUCUUGUCUGAAAUUGUGGACGCUGUCGAGAACGGCCUCAAGGGGUGAAACGCGACUAUGUUCAGCACUACCAGCACCAGACAUUAAGAAGAGUGUCUUUCUUCCCAAAUCGCGGUUUCCUGUAGCUGUGAAGCCGACUGAACGAUCUCGAAUUGACGGAGAAUUGGCUUCAGAAGCUGAUUUCAAUGGGCUGUAUGGUUGGCAGAGGGAGUUGGAUAGGGAUGAGUUUGUACUAUUAGAUGGGCCACCCUAUGCUAAUGGUUCUCUUCAUGUGGGACACGCGGUAAACAAGAUUCUCAAGGAUUUCAUCGUGAAAAGUCAAGUUUUUGGUGGAAAAAAGGUUUUGUUCAAUCCAGGGUGGGAUUGUCAUGGUCUACCUAUUGAAAACGUGGUCAGGAAAACGUUGAAGGUAAGGUGAUUUGAGAUUAAAAUUUGAUAAAAAUAUAUUGUGCACUUUUUAUGAUUUGUUUACUGUAAUUUUUAGGAGAAAAAGCCUGAAAAGAUCAGAGUGUUGGCCCAUGCUCAUGUGAAGAACAUAGUAAACGAACAUAGAUCUACUUUUAAGCGGUGGGCAGUGACGUCGGACUGGGACAAUCCUUAUCUCACUUAUCAACCUUCGUAUGUGGCCAAUCAGCUGAAGGUGUUUGCCAAGAUAUACGACAAAGGUUACGUGUAUCGUGACUUCAAGCCUGUCUAUUGGUAAGUUGUGGUUGUUAAUGUUAUUUUGUUAUUUCCAUAUUAAUUUAAAGUUAUACUUUGCUAAAAUAUUUACCUUAAUUUAGGUCUCCCAGCUCCUUUUCAGCAUUAGCAGAGUCUGAACUUGAGUACAAUGACAAGCACGUGUCCAAGGCUGUCUACUUUGCAUUUCCAGUGAGUUAUAUUACAGUAGUUUAUAAGUUUAAUUUUUGGGGUUAAUGCGUUACGUACUUUAGGUAAUAAAUUUCAAAUUGGGUGAUGUUGGAGUAACCAACUGGAAACGUCGAGAACCUCCCUUAGUGUCAGCUCUCAUCUGGACAACAACUCCAUGGACAUUACCUUUAAAUGAUGCCGUUUCCUACAACAACAAGUUACAGUACUCUCUGAUACAGUUCAAGGACAACGAAAAGUAUGGUUUUACUUUAAAAGUUGCUGGCAUAUAUAUAUGUGUAUAUAUAGUUUUACAUUUAAAAUUUGAUUACUGUAGUUUCUACCGUUUUCAGAGAGCCAGUAGAGCAUUACUAUAUCAUAUGUAAUGACCUUCUUCCUGCUCUUACCGAGGUCUUAAACCGAGAGUAUACGGUAAUUUCUACGUUCGAUGGAUCUCAUUUGGAUAACCUUUAUUACCGGUCGAUAAUGUACAAUGAAAUCGCUCAACCUUUUCACCAUGGUGAACAUGUCUCUGCCAGUAUGGGUACUGGGUUGGUACAUACGUGCUAUGCUCAUGGAUUUGACGACUAUACGGUAAGCAUACUACUGUAAUAUAAGAUGUGACUACAUAUGUAAUUGUUUGUGAUAUUACCCAAAAGGGUCAAUUAUCUACAAUAAUAUUAUAAAAGCGUGAUUGUUUUAGGUAGCUAUUAAGAAAGGAUUCAAAGUGAGAUGUUAUGUUGAUGACAGAGGAUGUUAUACUAGGGAUGUUGGGACAGCUCUGGAAGGAAAGUUUGUGCUGAAAGGAGGUCAGGACACAGUGCUGGAGAUGUUCAAGAAGUAUAUUGUUCAUGAGCAAGACUUUGAGCACUCAUAUCCUUAUGAUUGGCGAACUCACAAGGUAAUUACUUUUUAUUAAUCGGAGUAUUUAGUUCUACAGUACACAUUAUUUUUACUGAGUUAUGUUUAAGAGGAUUGAUUAACGCUAUGUGCUCUUUUUAUAAGCAAGAUGGGUAUGAUACUAUGUUAUUAUUCAAAUGUGAAUAUUUGUAGCCAAUAAUCAUCAGAAGCACUCGUCAAUGGUUUCUGAACGUCUCUAACAUUGGUGAACAAUGUGUUGAGCGCAUCGAACGAGAAAACGUUAACUUUGGUACUGGAGGGCAUGGUAUGUUGAGCUUCUUAUAUAACAUUCUUACUGUAUACCAUGGAUUAUACCUUGCAUUCGGUCAAUAAUAAUUUGAGUAAAAAUAAAUUGGUUUAGAUUUUAAGUCAGCCAUGGCCAGUUUCCUGCUCGGCCGCCCUGAUUGGUGCAUCUCUCGCCAAAGAGUAUGGGGAGUACCAAUUCCAGCACUACUUGACAGAGACCAACAUCACACAUCGGCCGACUUUAUCAACACUGUGGCUGACAAUGUUAAGGGUGAUUACAAUUGGUACUGGAAUGCAAGUGAACAAGAUCUCAUUCAAAUUGUAAGGUUUUAUUUUGUGACAGUUUUGUUACCUAAAUGUGACCUAAAACAUUCAAAAUAUUCGGUUAAAUAUUUUGAUUUAGAGUGGAAACCGAGAAUUGGACAAAGAUACCGUAGUAAAAUCAACUGACAUUAUGGAUGUGUGGUUUGAUAGUGGACUGAGUUGGCACACCUUGAAUGGGAGGAAGGCUGAUGUUGUACUAGAAGGAAAGGACCAGUUCAGAGGAUGGUUCAGUUCACUUUUGUUGACUUCCAUGUUGGCUGAGGUAUGUGACGUAUACUGUAGUUAUUAUUGUGAAAAAAGUUUGGCAAUGUUUUAAGUUUUUUUUGCUUUCUUUAAAUUAGAUUGUUUUACUGCAGUAUUAUUGGAUAAAGUAAUACACUUGUCUUGUAGGACAACAUUCCCUACAAAAGGGUUUUGGUCCACGGGUUUACAGUCGACAAGAACAACAACAAGAUGUCAAAGUCCAAAGGGAAUGUCAUCAGCCCUGGAGUUGUGAGUGGUUUUUGAAAAUAUUUUAAAUUUGAAAUUUAUUUUAAUUCAAGUAGUAAUUUUAGAUAACAGACGGCAAUUUGAAAAGUGGAGCCAUUGGUGCAGAUGGUCUCCGACUGUGGGUGGCGUUGUACGGAAGUGAGAACCCAGGUGAUGUUAAGAUCGGCCAAGUGGUGCUGGAAGAGGUCAAAGCGAGAUUAAAACAGAUUCGCCUGCUUCUCAGAUUUAUAUUAGGAUCUCUGGAACAGUACGAUUGUCACGCUCCCGAAAAACUGCAUUACUUGGAUCAGGUAACUUUUAUUUUAGUCAACCUGUGUGGGGCUGAAUCACAAAAAAAUGUUUUAAAAUGUGGAAAACAAUAUCUUUCCAAUUUUAUGUAAUUGUAAUCCUACACUGACUAAUCGUAUUUCAGUAUAUUCUUAAAGAGGCCAUGUCACUGGAAACACGAGUACGUCAAAUGUACAGUAACUAUGAGUUCCGGCAUGCUGCCAACGACAUUCUACAGUUCGUCAGGAACCCAUACAGUACUGUUUAUGUCGUAAGUCUUUACGUGUUAGGUGUAUAAUACCGAUAAAAAAAAUAAUCAUGGCUCAGGGAGUAUGGUCAGUGUUUUGCCGGACCGGUCCGGUCCGGAUUUUCAAAAUUGCAAAAUUGAAAAUAACUUUUUAGCUUAUCGCUUGAAGUUAUAAAAAAUAGAUAACUUUUGUGAAGGUCCGUCUUUGGCUAUCAAGUUAUUACCGAAAUGCCCGGACCGGCAAGACCGAUUCGGUCCGGCCGGUCCAAAUGUUUAGCGAGGAACUUGUAUGAGACGGACCUUCACAAAAGUUAUUUAUUUUUUAAAAGUUCAAAUUAUAAGCUCAAAAGUUGUUUUCAAUUUUGCAAUUUUUGAAAAUCCGGACCGGACCGGUCCGGCAAAACACUGAGAGUAUGGUGAUUUCUAACUUAAAUUUAAGAAUCUGCUCAAAGACCGAUUAUAUUGUGACAAAGUGGGCGGGGCAUCUCAUCAAUCAGCACAGUACACUUUGGAUAAGACCGGUCGCAUCUUGGUGGCAUUACUUUCCCCGUUAUUACCCCAUUUGACAGCCGAGUAUGCCUCGUAUCAUCCUGAACUUAGCAAAGAUUUGGCACAAUCUUAUCGUGACUUGUUGACUACACGACAAACUCCAGUAGUAGACUGGAGUGAGGACUUGGAUCAGGUUAUGGAGCUGACACAGUCUCUUCGCAAGUCCAUCACCGAAACUUCACCCGCUAAAACGGUAAUUUUGAAUUUUACAAUUACCUUUUAAAUUGUAAUCCAAAUACUUUUUAGAAUUACACUCUACGUCUAACGGAAUCAGAUAGGAACCUGUUACGAUGUGUACAAUCGAAGCAGUUUUCCACGGACUCUGAAUUGGUGGAGCUUCUGGGAGUUGGAUCAGUGAAGAUACAAGAAGGUGACAGAUCAGAAAUAUCCAAAGAUCUCGAACAGCUUCAAGUCUGUUCACGAUGCAGGAAACGGAAUUCUGAAUCCGGAGAGCUUUGUCAACGAUGUCAAUCAGCGAUGUCAUAUCAAUAA
Bursaphelenchus okinawaensis is the source of this 4770-nucleotide messenger RNA. The record is from the annotation of a GenBank genome assembly. NCBI's taxonomy places the organism in Eukaryota, Metazoa, Nematoda, Chromadorea, Rhabditida, Aphelenchoididae.